Molecule: messenger RNA, 8050 nt
Organism: Rhinichthys klamathensis goyatoka
Lineage: Eukaryota; Metazoa; Chordata; Actinopteri; Cypriniformes; Leuciscidae
Gene: shank3b
Product: SH3 and multiple ankyrin repeat domains 3b
Cellular component (GO): postsynaptic membrane; dendritic spine; postsynaptic density
Molecular function (GO): synaptic receptor adaptor activity; ionotropic glutamate receptor binding
Source: RefSeq, a predicted model, not a curated record
CACACAUACGUUCCAAAUACACACAUUAGCACACUUCUAUACACUUUCACAGACCAGAGACGGACCCUCGCAGAGGAAGUCGAGAUGGUGUGGAAUGUGUGCCCUGGUUUUAUUAGGCUCUCUGUGUGUCAUAUUUUGUCAGCGCACCUCAGUACAGCGGCUCGAUGCGGAUAUUUUCAUUGGGCAUCACUACAGGGAUUACUGAACACUUUUUCCUAACAGGCAAAAUGUGGCUGUGUGUGUGUGUGUGUGUGUGUAUAUGCGUGAGGAUGUGUGAAUGAGUGUUGCGCUCACUCUAUAUAGGUCUUCUUCAGGCAAAGCCUAAUCUCGCUGAUUGGAAACUGAUUUGCGUUGAGUUGAAUUUCGCAGAAUACACAGACGUCGCCCCAGCCCUCUUACCUUCUUUACCUGUCACUCUCUUACAUCCUAAUUUCUGUCGUGACUGAGGCCAAUCUAUUCAGCCCUAACGCCCACACAUUAAGCCAUCACACUGUCUAUUUCUUCUCCUUAAAUUACUCUCUCCUAUUCUCCCCUUCUCAAUCUCCCCUCUCUUUAAACAUCUGUGUGGUGCACGUGCACGAAACGCGCCUUGAGUGUUUUGCACACCCGUCAGGAGAUGCGGGAGGAUGCUCGCACCAGAUUUAUGCUUUGGCCCUUUAAAAGCAGGCAAAGUUUCCUGGUGAACCAUUUUUCUGGUUGCCAUAGUGAUGAGCAAGGACUUGGAGAGGUGCAGUGGUACUGGGAUGCAGUGACAGCUCUUAGCAUGUGAAUUCUCACACUGAGAUAUGGAGAUGCACAGAGGCUCUGAACAGAGACGGCGAUGAGGGUUGUGAGGCCGGCGUGUUGAGCAGAACGCACACACACACUCACACACACACACACUCUCCCGGAGCAUGCCUAUCAGUCCACCUGCCGACGGCAAACAUGAGGCUCUCGACCGGCCGCGGCAGCAACACGCCCCUACCAACGGCAACCACGGAGAUGACAGCAAUUGGGCCUCUCCUGGGAGUCAAUCUACCUCCGACCCUAUGGAGGAUCUCCACGGAGGCGCAGCUGUCAUCCGCAUCGGAAUCCCUGAUUUGCAGCAAACGAAAUGCCUGCGAUUGGACCUUGAGGCUCCAGUGUGGGUUUGUAAGCAGCGAGUUCUGGUCACUCUGACACAAAGCCUGACCGAUGUGCUUAACUAUGGCCUCUACCUCCCUGCCUUUAAUGGGCGCGCCGGAAAGUUCCUCGAUGAGGAGAGAUUGCUCAGGGAGUAUCCUCUCCCUACGAUCACACCUGUACCGUACCUAGAGUUCCGUUACAAGAGGCGUGUUUACACUCAGAGCCAUGUAGAUGACAAGCAACUGGCCAAACUACAUACCAAGGCCAAUUUAAAGAAGUUUAUGGAGUAUAUACAACAGAGGUGUGUGGAGAAGGUCUGCAGGUUCCUGGAGAAAGGGCUGGACCCCAAUUUUCAUGAUACUGAGAGCGGAGAAUCUCCUCUCACUCUCGGGGCCCAGCUGGACACUUGUGCUGAACUGAUUAAGGUGUUGAGGAGCGGAGGAGCCCAUCUGGACUUCAGAACCAGAGAUGGCCUGACGGCGAUGCACAAAGCGGUCCAAACGCACAACCAUGUAGCAUUGACUACAUUGUUGGAUCUGGGGGCGUCUCCAGACUAUAAGGACAGUCGUGGGCUCACCCCCCUCUAUCAUAGUGCCAUGGUCGGGGGAGACCCGUACUGCUGCGAGCUGCUGCUGUACGAUCACGCACAGCUGGGCUACAGCGACGAGAACGGCUGGCAGGAGAUCCAUCAGGCUUGUCGUCAUGGAAACGUGCAGCACCUUGAGCACCUGUUAUUCUAUGGAGCGGAGAUGAGCUCUCAGAAUGCCUCAGGAAACACAGCACUACACCUGUGUGCCCUCUACAACCAGGAAGGCUGUGCUAGAGUUCUCCUGUUUCGAGGAGCAAAUAAAGAAAUCAAGAACUACAACAACCAAACAGCAUUUCAGGUUGCCAUCAUCGCAGGGAACUUUGACCUGGCAGAAAUCAUCAAGAUCCAUAAAACCUCAGAUGUUGUGCCUUUCAGGGAGACUCCUUCUUAUUCGUCUCGGCGGCGUGCGGUCUGCAUAUCCCCACGUCGCUCUCUAAUGCGAUCGGCCAGUGAUAACGCUCUAGAUGAGAGUCUGCCAGCUCCCUCUCCGGCCCCCUCCCUUCGCAGCCUGCCCCCCCUGGAGCCCGACGACACCGGGCCGUCCCAGCGCAGCCCGCAGGCUGCUCACACACACACACGCAGCCUCAGGAGACACACCCGCUCAGGAGGACACCUCAGUCCUGGCAGUCCCGUACAGAGAGAGCCGAGUCCUCCUGCCGUGUCUCGAGGGCCCAAGCGACGGCUGUACAGUGCGGUGCCCGGCCGAACCUUCAUCGCUGUCAGUUCUCAUUCGCCACAGGGCGAGGGUGAGAUCACACUCAACCGAGGAGAGAGGGUCAAAGUGCUGAGCAUAGGUGAAGGAGGAUUCUGGGAAGGCUCAGUUAAAGGACGAACUGGCUGGUUUCCUGCUCACUGUGUAGAGGAAGUCCAGAUGAGACAGUAUGACCCACGACUCGAGUCAACAAGAGAGGAUCGUACCAAGAGACUUUUUAGGCACUACACUGUUGGCUCCUAUGACAACUAUACCUCUUACAGUGAUUAUGUUAUAGAAGAAAAAAGUGCAACGUUGCAGAAGAGAGACAGCGAAGGAUUCGGCUUUGUGCUUCGGGGAGCUAAAGCUGAGACGCCCAUAGAAGAGUUCACACCUACUCCUGCUUUUCCUGCCCUGCAAUACCUGGAGUCAGUGGACCUGGAGGGGGUGGCAUGGAGGGCAGGGUUAAGGACGGGCGAUUUCCUCAUAGAGGUAAAUGGGGUGAGCGUAGUAAAGGUGGGACAUAGGCAGGUGGUAUCACUGAUUCGGCAAGGUGGAAGUCGGCUAGUGAUGAAGGUGGUUUCUGUCACACGCAAACCUGACACUGGAGAAGUUGUCCGCAAGAAAGCCCCGCCACCUCCCAAGAGAGACCCAAGCACCAGCCUGACCCUGCGCUCAAAAAGCAUGACUGCAGAACUGGAGGAGCUGGCGUCAAGGAGAAGGAGGGGAGAGAAGUUGGAUGAGAUGUUGAGUUCGCCCAAAGAACCGGUUGUAGUGAUGAGGCCACGCCCUGCAGAUGUAGACACCAGAGCAGCCACUGUGAAACAGAGACCGAUAAGUCGCCGCAUCACACAGGCUGAGAUCAGUUCUCUGUUAGAGAGGCAGGGUUUAAGUGCAGUAUCCUUGGCUGUGGACAAAAGUCACAUGCAGCUGCCUCGGGGAAUGUCAAGAACCAAGUCAUUUGGUGCCCCUGAAGAUGAGAGAAUCUCAGCCCUGAUUGGAGAGCAUCGCUUUCCAAGAAGCUCCUCAAUGACCGACAGCUUUAGGCAAGAUAGUAUUCCACCACCUCCACAGACAGCUCCUCCACCACCUCCAACUCCCUACUUUCUUGAUUCAGGCCCACCUCCAUCCUUUCUUCCACCUCCGCCCCCUUCUCGCGCUGCCAACCAGAGCCGUUCAAGCUUCCGCCCGGGGGCAGAGCCCAAAAUCCAUGGCCCAGUCACGACAGACCGCCAGCGAAAAACACGCUCCAUGAUCAUUCUUCAGGACACCGCCCAUUUGCCAGUGGAGCCUGCCCCUAUUGCAAGACCGCAAACGCCUACCUCUGGAGCGGUUCCUCCUGAACGUGGUCGUAGGCGUGGACCACCUGUAGAGAAUCCGUAUGCUAACGUAGGUCGUCUAAGUGCUGUCUAUACUCCUACCAAGCCCCAGCGUAGAAAGAGCCCACUAGUCAAACAAGGGCCAGUUGAGGAGGGAGCUGCUGCUCAGACUAGUAGAGAUCCUUCUCCUUUGGGAGGGUUACGGAUUCCCCACAGCAGCCGAGCAGAGCAGUUCCAACAGCAGGUUCUCUCUGAGCGAGCUAGAAUCAUACCUCCUGGGGCCCGACGCAGACCCAGUGUUUUCCUAUCUGUAGAAGGGGGCGCGACAGAGCCGCAGACAACCCCAUUGCUUUCUCAGUCCCACUCGGUGGAUGAGUUGGCUGAGUUGCCUCCACCGGCACCAAUGCUCUCCCCUGGCCCACCACCAGGGGGCACCACUUUUAUACACCCUCUAACAGGUCGACCACUGGAUCCUUCCUCACCUUUAGCGCUUGCACUGGCUGCACGAGAACGUGCCCUUAGUGGCCGGAAUACACCCACUCCCACACCUUCGCCUACACCUUCACCCACUCAAGGCCGAGCAGUAGAAAGACCCGAGACAGAAGGAGGAGCGACACCACCUGCUCCUCUCGAGGCUCCUCCAUCUAAUUCCUGGAGAGACGAACCGGUCAGCAUCACAGAAACCGCAAGCCAAGUGCCUAGCGGUAGCCCUGGGUCUGGACGAAGCCUGGAAGAGGCACUUGCCGCACCCAGCGUGCAGGGUGUUCAACCUGCGCUGAUGGAUACAGAACAUACCCCACCGGCAGUCCCACCCACUCUACCUUCCCCUGCCCCUACCCUCUCAAAUCUGACUGCUCGGAGUCUGACAAUGAGCUCUGAGGAGGAAGCAGAGCCAUACACGGUGACACUUCCACCUGCGUUGCUCUCAUCUAGUGAUGAGGAAACCAGAGAGGAGCUUCGGAAGAUAGGCCUCGUGCCACCCCCUCAACCCUUUGCUAAUGGCCUUCUAAUUAAAGAAACACCCAAAGCCACUCUAAACAUUUCACCAAGUGGAUCACGUCCAUCCAUUGCCAAGACCUCCUCUGGGAAAGCAAGCGAUUCGACGGCAGACUCUGGGGUUGAAGACCCACAUAUGGAGACCACCAGUACUGUUUCCACAGUCUCCAGCAUGUCCACUUUGUCUUCAGAGAGCACAGACUCCGCUCAUGCAAGCAAACCACGUUGUGGGGUGGGGCGUGGUCGCCCCGCCCAUCUCAGGGACCCACUGCUUAAACAGUCAUCAGACAGUGAGCUGCUUCCACACCCACCCAGCACAGGCCCCAGCCGUCCACGCUACCUAUUCCAAAGACGCUCCAAACUCUGGGGGGAGGAGCCCCGGGCCCAGAUGAGUGGGUCUGAGGAAAGUCGGCCUGCUGCUAUGGGAGCAGAGUUGCUAGGCAAAGACUCUCAUUCACUGGGGGAGGAGCCACCAAUGGGAGCACCACUUGACCCUGGCAGGAGAUCACCUGUGGGAGGUGCCAGAUGUGAGGAGAUUGGAGGAGAGAGUAAAUCACUCUUUAGUAGUUUAGGGGAGCUUCACACCAUCUCUCAGAGGAGUUACGGCACCACCUUCACAGUCCGGCCUGGCAGCCGAUACCCAGUGACCCGUAGGACUCCAAGCCCUGGAGCCACCCCUGAACGGAGUGAACCAUUGGGGCCUGUCCGUACAUUCGGCCCUCAUCACCAUCAUCACACUAUACUCAAGUCUUCUAGCCUAAGUUUGCCCCAGGAGCCCAAGGAGGUGCGUUUUGUCAUGAGGAGCGCCAGCGCUCGAGCCCGCAGCCGUUCUCCAUCCCCCUCACCAUGCGCCUCCCCCUGCCCCUCACCGGUACUGGGAGCCCCUCUCCUGGCCCUGCGACCAUUCAGACAGCGCCCCCUAGCACUGUGGAGUAAGUAUGAUGUGGGAGAGUGGCUAGAGAGCGUGGGAUUAGGGGAACAUCGUGCCCGCUUUUUGGAGCACGAGAUUGAAGGCGCCCACCUGCCUGCCCUGACCAAGGACGAUCUGGCCGAAUUAGGGGUGACGCGGGUGGGACACCGAAUGAACAUCGAACGUGCACUGAAGCAGUUGCUAGAGAGUUGAAGAGAGUCAAAAUGCAGGAUAUAGUUCCAUCAUAAAAUUAUUUAAUAAUUUAACUUGUUCCAAAGUCUAAAAUCAUAGAUUCCAACCCACUUUUUUAGCAUUGCACAGCCCUUACAUAAUAUAGAUUUUACCCCUGAUUUAACACCCACAAAAUCCACCAUGUUUCUUCACCAGUUUGCCAGCUACUAAGAGUAAAAAGAAAACAUGCUGGACAGGAGUGUGGACCCACUGCGCAAUAUCUGCUAUUUUCAGCUACAGGUCGAACUGGCCAUGUUUCAAAUGGGUCUUCUGCACAAUAAAAAAUGAUAUAGCCAGCAAGCAGCCAUUUCCUUCUCAUGCCAUGUUUUACAGUCAAAUGAUGAUGAGGAAGGUGUGGCAAACCCCACUGACUGCUCUCACAUUACCAGUUUAGGAAUAUCUUCACCAUCUGCAAUUGUGUGCAUUUCCUGCUUACAGGAGAGAGACUUCUGAAUUUUAGAAAGCAGUGUCAACUUGGGUAAAAAAGAGAAUAGAAGAGUUUAAACCUCUCCUGUAAACAAUACCAAUGCUUCCAAGUGCCCGGAAUUUACAGUAUGUUCACAGACCAUUUUACAACUCAACAGUAGAUAGCCAUGUUAAUGGUGAUUGUAAGAUGCAUUGCAGCAACUGGACUUGGCAUGUGAAUGCAACAUGUCCAAGCAAGAAAGGAUCUGACAAUCUGCCCUAAACCAGGAGGAAAAAAAACUUCUCCCAAUACAAUACAAGUGUGGCCUUGAGGUAAUACUGCCGCCAUCUAAAAUUUGUUAAAGAUAGAUAUUUUCAAUCAGUACAUUCAAUUUUAUAUGUAUAUGAUAUAUAUGGAGUUAUAUACAGUAUAUAUUCAAAAAAGAAUGUAUGAGAAUAAGGUGAGAUAUACUUGUCUUAUACCCUGUGAGAUUGUGUCAUAUUUGGUCUUACUUUAUAUUUGUUAUUUUAUUUGUCAAUUAUCAACCAAUACCCUAACACAAACACAGUAACUAUUUUUUCCCCAUGGUAUAACUUGUGAUUUGUGAGUUAUAAACAUAAUCUUUGGACUAGUUCAUGGUCAGUUAUUUAAGAACUUCAUAAUUACGGGCGGACCUUUUUUGUCUAUUAUGAAUAAAUGCUCGGUAAGUCUGUAUGUAGAAUAACUGUUUUGUUUAAACAGAGGAUUUGAAAUACCAGGGGAUUUAGGUAUACAUUUAUUUGUUACCUUUUGUAUAUGAUAACUAAUAAUAAUAAUCAGUUUAUCAUUUCAUGCUGAUCAAUUUGUGAAUUUAAGACGUAACAACAUUUCUUUGACAUGGUCUAUUUGGUUACGUAUUGUGGAAUUACUCAUUUGGGAUUUAAUUCUUAUCAAGGCUUUCAGUUUAGAACAUUACGAGCAAAAUAUGCUACCUAAGGGCUUUUAACAGACAAAUUAAACAGUGUUAUUAAAAAUCUGUUUCAAUGCAGACUGCUAAACUCGUGAAUUUGUCUGAUCCCCAGUUAUAGGAAAAUCUACAACUUAAAGUAAUAACGUGGCACAUGCAAAGCUUAUGCUUACGGGCCUUUAACAGCAGUGUGGCCCUGACCCUCAUGACCCCAUUUGUGCAAACACACAUUUUUGUUUCUAGUAAAAAAAAAAGUAUAGUGUGACCAAAUUACUAAAAGUAAUCUGACUACAAUCAUAUCUACUGUGAAUAUAAAAUUAUUUUUCUCAAUCCCCAAGAUUGUCGUAUAAAUAAUCCAGCAAAUGUUGAGAUUAUAUUGUGUCAAAAUUAUCUGGUAACUAGCUUGACUGGUUUAUUGUGUUUUUUAAGCUGGGACAGUAGGCGUUGCUGUGGUUUACACAUUUAACUAGUUGAACUCUGCCAACAGAGGGGGAAAAUCCUCACACUUGUCUCUCCUCCGGUUGGUCAAUUUGCACAAAGAUGUGGGUGCUACUGUUUAUAAGCCAUCUGCAUAAAAUAUUACUGUACUUCCCUUAUAUGUCCCUGUCCUUCUCCCUCUCUUCCGAUCCUCACUCAUUUACACUCUCAAAGACAAUUAUGUAAUUAAUUACUGCAGCCAUGUUCUUUUAGUUUACUACUUUUAGGAGCUCUCUCUUCUAUUGUUGACACCUUUUUUUGUAUUCUUUGUUGGAUGAAGUGAUUUGAGGAUCAAGUUUUGGACAUGUUUGCUUUAAAAUGAGAAAAUGUAAACAAAAAAUAUAAUUUGACUUGUCUGUUAUUAAAGAUCAUCUCUCAGGC